AGCAGACGACGUUUUGGUUCUUGGCGCAACGCGAGAGGAGCACGACCAGAACCUUCACCGAUUUUUGCAGCGCUGUUUAGAAAGGAACAUCAAGCUAAAACGAGAGAAGAUCGAGUUGCGUAGGACGGAAGUGGUGUUUCAUGGACAUGUGCUAAGCUCCGAAGGACUGAAACCAGACCCAGAGAAAGUCAGGGCCAUCAAACAGAUGCCUCCUCCUACUGACGUGAAAGCCGUUAGCAGGCUGAAUGGGAUGGUGAAUUACCUAAGUCGUUUCUUGCCCAGAUUAGCCGAUGUAAUGGUACCGAUUCGAAAACUGACGCAUAAGAGUGAGAAGUGGCAUUGGGACGCGGAGCCGGAGAGAGCAUUUCAGAAAAUAAAGGAAUUGAUCAGGAGCGCCCCUCUUCUCGCUUACUAUAACCCAGCAUUCCCGCUCGAGAUCCAGUGUGACAGCAGUCAGUAUGGUAUCGGAGCCGUACUCAUGCAGAACGGUACGCCUAUCGACUUUCGCAGCCGGACGCUGACAGAGACCGAGCGUCGUUACGCGCAAAUAGAGAAAGAAAUGCUUUCAUUGGUUUACGCCGUGGAGCGUUUCAAUGACUAUACGUUUGACCGCAAAUCCACCACCUUUACCGACCACAAGCCCCUUGUGUCGAUCGCUAGCAAGCCGCUCCAUGUUGUUUCACGCCGCCUGCAAAGGACGCUUAUUCGUCUGCAGAAGUAUGAUCUAGAGAUUUUCCACCGGUUAGGAUCCCAGAUGCACAUUGCGGACACGCUGUCAAGAGCGCACAUGUCAGACUCGCCAGGAAAGGAAUAAGACCCAACUUUUGUCCAUGCAACCCAGCUGAUCGUCGUCACUGAGGAACACUUGCACCAUCUCCAACCAUACACUGAGAAGGACGAAUUGUGUAGGCUACUGAAGCACACGAUCAUGAACGAAUGGCCCGAAGCCAAGAAAAAGUUACCAAAGGAUCUGACUCCAUUCUUCCAUUUUCGUGAUGAACUCAUUGCUCAGGAUGGAUUAAUAUUCAAACGCACCACAACAAUGGUUCCAAAUGCACUGCAGCGUUCGAUGCUGGAGCUGAUACAAUGUGCACAUUUAGGAACCAACAGCUGCGUGGCAAAAGUUAGAGAACUGUUUGUUCUGGCCCGGAAUGACCAGCCAACUACGUGACUACGUCUCCAAUUGUGUAGCAUGCAGAGCACACGACGUACGCCAGCCAAAAAUACCGAUGAUGCUACGUGACGUUCCUGACAGAUGGUUGCACUAGACAUUUUUUCUCACGAUGGAGGGAAUGAUUUGAUUGUGGUAACUUAUUUUAGUGACUACUUCGAGAUCGAUGCACUUACGACGACUGGUAUGCAAUCCAUGGUGAACAAGUUGCGAUGCCAAUUCGC
Dicrocoelium dendriticum is the source of this 1395-nucleotide messenger RNA. The record is from the annotation of a GenBank genome assembly. NCBI's taxonomy places the organism in Eukaryota, Metazoa, Platyhelminthes, Trematoda, Plagiorchiida, Dicrocoeliidae.